Messenger RNA from Phoenix dactylifera (date palm), 1474 nucleotides. NCBI's taxonomy places the organism in Eukaryota, Viridiplantae, Streptophyta, Magnoliopsida, Arecales, Arecaceae. The record is from RefSeq and is a predicted model, not a curated record.
AUGAAUGUGUUGGCGAAGAGCGAGCUAGACAGCAACGGGAAGCACCUCUUGGGUGAGCCCGUGAGAGCAUCAGUUGGUCCUGAUGGACAGAUGCUUGAUCAGUCUGCUACAACCAGCACCAUCAAAAGGAGUUCAAGGUUUCGAGGGGUUAGCAGUAGUUCACUGCAUAGGCACCGAUGGACUGGCCGUUUUGAAGCCCAUUUGUGGGAUAAGGGGUCAUGGAAUGCGACACAAAAGAAGAAAGGAAAGCAAGUUUAUCUUGGUGCCUAUAAUGAGGAGGAAGCAGCAGCAAGAGCAUAUGAUCUAGCGGCAAUAAAGUACUGGGGACCUACCACUUUCACAAAUUUCCCGAUACCUGACUAUGAGAAAGAGAUUCAAAUAAUGCAGAAUGUAACAAAAGAAGAGUAUCUAGCUUCAAUAAGAAGGAAGAGCAAUGGUUUCUCAAGAGGUGUCUCCAAGUAUCGAGGAGUUGCAAGGCAUCAUCAAAAUGGAAGAUGGGAAGCAAGGAUUGGAAGGGUUUUCGGAAACAAGUACCUCUAUCUUGGCACUUACAGCACCCAAGAGGAGGCUGCCCGUGCCUACGACAUUGCGGCAAUAGAAUAUCGCGGGAUUAAUGCUGUGACCAACUUCGACUUGAACACAUAUAUCAGAUGGCUAAGGCCAGGAGGGGGCAACGCUUUAAGUAGUUCCCAAGAGCAUCAUUCCAAUGGUGUACACCAAUUGGUGCAGCCUUCCACCAUCCUUCGGGAUGAUGAGGCUGAGCCACUCCUGCACCACAAUUACGUCAUGGACGGCAUGAACUCAGAAUGUAAGCAAGAAUUUACGUCCCACCAAAUGUUUGGCAGUGCCUCAUGCAACAAAUCCUCUCCUACCGCACUGAGCCUCUUACUAAGGUCCUCGAUGUUCAAGGAGCUUAUAGAGAAGAACUCAAAUGCAUGCAAUGAGACGGAUAGAAAUGAACCCGAGGAUGAGGGACGACAGCCGAUAUCUGGUGAUGAUUGUUGUGAGAUCUAUUACCAUGGAAUUGCAAAUGCACCAUCUAUUUGCUCUCCAAAUGAAAACAAGGCAAGGGUUGAGCAACAGGAGAGUGCUGCCAUCCAUGAACACAUAGAGCAGUCCUUUUGGAAUUGCCUGGAUUCAGUAGCUGACGACACAGCAACAGAUUGUCUGGACCAUCCUUGAAUACAAGGAAUGUCAUCAUGGUGGCCUUGGUGUCCGUACUUGAGACGACUACAAAGCAGAAGGCUUCAAAAAACCCUAGCUUGCCACUCUGGACCAACCUCCAAUUUGGAACACUAUAGAAAACCUUGACUGUCUGGAUGGCUCUUCUUAACCAGAUUAAUUUUAUUUGAUGACACCUUCAGCUACUUUUUUACUUGUCCCUCCAAAUAAAAGUAGUAUAGAUGAGCAUAAUGAGAAGAAUAUAGAUGAAAAGAGGAGGAAUGACAGUUCAAAAGCAAAAUAAUAUGUAUAA